This is a messenger RNA of Larimichthys crocea (large yellow croaker), 1570 nucleotides long. It is a transcript of the gene gpn1, whose product is annotated as GPN-loop GTPase 1. Gene Ontology annotation, molecular function: GTPase activity; ATP hydrolysis activity. Bases 43 to 1260 code for a protein of 405 amino acids. Lineage: Eukaryota; Metazoa; Chordata; Actinopteri; Sciaenidae. The record is from RefSeq and is a predicted model, not a curated record. The transcript is spliced from 13 exons.
CGUCGUGUUUACGGCAGCCAGUUCCCCACAGCACCAGACAACAUGGCGGCGGCUGCGCAGUUUCCCGCUCCUGAUGUUUCAGCGGGAAAAGACAGCGGAGCACCGGGAGCACCGGGAGCACCGGGAGCACCGGGAGCACCGGGAGCUGCUGCCGCCUCUGCCAGGGAUAAGCCGGUGUGUCUCAUCGUGCUCGGCAUGGCGGGCUCCGGGAAAACCACCUUCGUACAGAGGCUGACGGCUCAGCUUCACUUGCUGAAGUCUCCUCCAUACGUCAUCAACCUGGAUCCCGCCGUCCACGAGGUCCCCUUCCCCGCAAACAUCGACAUCAGGGACACCGUGAACUACAAGGAGGUGAUGAAGCAGUACGGCCUCGGACCCAACGGAGGCAUCGUGACGUCACUCAACCUGUUCGCUACACGCUUUGAUCAGGUGAUGCAGUUCAUCGAGAAGAAGCAGCACAGUCACCGGUACGUGCUGAUUGACACCCCGGGUCAGAUUGAGGUCUUCACCUGGUCCGCAUCUGGCACCAUCAUCACCGAAGCUCUGGCGUCGUCCUUCCCCUGCGUCGUCAUCUACGUGAUGGACACGUCCCGCAGCGUCAGCCCCGUCACCUUCAUGUCCAACAUGCUGUACGCCUGCAGUAUUCUCUACAAGACCAAGCUGCCCUUCAUCGUCGUCAUGAACAAGACUGACAUCAUCGACCACAGCUUUGCAGUGGAGUGGAUGAAGGACUUUGAGGUCUUCCAGGACGCUCUGAACCAGGAGACAUCGUACGUGAGCAACCUGACGCGCUCCAUGAGUCUGGUUCUCGACGAGUUCUACACCAACCUGAGGGUGGUGGGCGUGUCCGCGGUGACAGGAAGCGGAUUGGACGAGCUGUUUGUUCAGGUGGAGGAUGCUGCUGAAGAGUACGACAGAGACUAUCGGCCUGAAUAUGAACGACUGCGCAGACAGCUGGUGGAGGCUCAGUCUCAGAAGCAGCAGCAGCAGCUGGAGCGGCUCAGGAAGGACCUGGGCGCCGUCGCCAUGACGACCACACCUUCCACAGAGGAAGCUGACAUAGCCGGGCCCAGUGACCUCAUCAUGACCCGUGGUAACCCUGACGACGACGAGGAGGAAGAGGACAGCGACACGGACGACAUCGACCACAGCGCCACGGAGGAGAGCAAAGAGGCCGACGCCUUCGGAAACUUCCUGCUUGAGAGGAAGGAAGUGGUUCAGGUCCGAAACAAAAAGUGUGCAGCGCCUGAGGGACCCUGACCUCUGACCCCUGACCUCUGACCCCUGAGUGAGUCAGGACAGACACACGGAGACUGAUGAAGGUGGAGGACAGAGUUCCCCUCCGUGGGAUCCGGACCGACCUGUGGAGACUUUGGACGUUUUUUUCUUCAGACGUUCAGCUGAACUUCCUGUCUAAUCAGGUGACCUCUGCUGAAAGCUGAUUGGCUGCUGCUUCCACAAGAAAAGGAAAAGUUCUAUUUUUAUAUGAGUGAAGACUCGUCGUGUUCUUGUUCGUCACUGAAACGAUUUCCGAGCUGCAAAAUAAAAACCUUUUAGUUGAAAGCUUUAA